UACUAGCAGCCUCGGAACGGGUCGAAAACUGUUCGGAUUGUGUUUGUUACCUCUUCGGAGAGAAGUUCGGGAGUUAUUCAGUACGGACCGGAAUAAACGCCGAACUAAUUCACACAAUUUGAGCUAUCGUGGAUGAAAUGCCGAAAAGAAAGCGCGGAGUGUGGAAGCGGUCUUCAUGUAACCCAAGUCGAGUAUCGUCGUCCACUGCUUUUGUAAAGCCCAAAGAGGACGAGGACGCAGUGUCCAUCUGGGUCCAGUGCGAGAUUGAGAGCUGUCAAAAAUGGCGCCAAAUUUCAGCCGAGGAAGCCGAGGGCUUAGGGGACAGCGCUUGGUAUUGCUGGCUCAAUCGUGACACGCGCUACAACAACUGCUCCGCCUUGGAACAGAAAGCCAAGAAACCCAAGCAUAUGAAAUACAUAUACAGUCUGCUUCCCCUGGGGGAGGUGGUCAUGGCUAAAUUGUCGGGUUACCCGCCUUGGCCAGGAAUACUUACCCGUGAUCCAACUUGCGGCGAGUACUACGACGCUCCGCUGGACAAAGAGAACGAAAUCACCCAUUAUCACGUAGAAUUUUUCGGCCAGCCUCGUUCCCGUGCAUGGCUGGUGCCAGCCCGCGUGCAUCCGCUGCGUUCCAUGAACGAGACUAAGAUGGUUCCUCAAUUCAGAAAGAUUCAGGGAAGGCAAGUGAUUGAACUCAAGAAGUCGUACGAGUUUGCGCUCAAGGAAGCGCAGAGCUCCCUUAACACGACUGCAGAGGAGAGGAUAGAGACGUGUCACUUCAAAUAUGUUGAGGAGGAAGACAAACCCAACCAGGUUGCAGUUGGCAUGGAGAGAGCAGAUCCAGCUGAAAAAGUCGAAGUGCCCGCCAAAAUUCCCGCACGCCGCAAUACCGACACUCCGUUGAACUCCCCAACGAUUCCUUUACUAGCAAAUAUCCACUUUGGGGUCGAACAAGGAAACUUGUUAAAUCCAGACCUGAAGGAAAAAGAAUUCCUGGAGCGUCUGCAGUCGUUUUCAUUAGAGCGAGGGGUCAGUUUACCCAAAGCACCUGUCUGGCGAGGGAAAAGCAUCAAUCUGCUUAGAUUCUACAAGUUGGUUCAGAAACGUGGGGGAUUUGAAAAAGUUUGUCGGCGCAGAAUGUGGGACGAAUUGUAUAACGAGUUGGUGGAGUCGAAUGAGAUAUAUGAAGGAAUAAGCACGCCUGCACAAGUUUUCUACCAAAAAUAUCUGAUGCCCUUUGAGCAUCAUCUCGGAAGUGAAAAGACGAACGAGUUCCAAUUUGUCCCAAACGAUGUUUACAAACCGCCUCCUAAGUGGCCAAGCUCUAAACCAGUCUGCCAGCGGAGAAGGACUUCCUGCUCGUCAGCUACGGACGAAGGUGAACAAAUGGUGCCUCAGAAUUCCCACGUAACUCACAAACAAAGCGCAGAUUCGAAGAAAGACCACGGCACUUGUGAAAAUGUGAACAACACAGUGGUGAAUAGGGCUUUCCAGUCAUGCACACCUUUACCAAGAGAGGCGAGUCGGGAUGAGGUUCCCAGUUCGAAUCCACAUUCCCCUCACCUGUCGUUUGGCGGCUGUUCUUUUGAUAGCGAUGAUGACGAAAGCACAAGUUCCACUUGCGAAGCAGCGGAGCGUGAACUUCAACAGCUAGAGAGAUUGUUGUUGUCCCUUGAGCCCUCCCUUUACCCUCAGACAGGUGAUGCACUCUCCAAGAGCAGAGAGCAGCAAGUGGUAAAACAGUUCCCUCAUGAAGAGCCUGUAGGUAUAAACAAAACUACGGAGGAAGUAGACCUUACAAGAACUUUGGAUGAAAUAGCCAGAAUAGAAGGGGCCAUAGCAGAUCUGAAUACAUUGGUUUCAUUAGACAUGGUGAAGCUGUGAUUUGUGAUAUGCAUGUAUCGGACUAAAUAACUCGUAUUCCCUCAUUGAGUAUUUUCGGAGCGAACAGAUCCCGAAAAUGUUGGUAGACAGCGUUUUGAAGAAGGUGUACUCGUUAUUUUCGACCAUUUUGACAAGUUGCUAAGGUUAGCAGCCGUCUGUUGGACUGAUUUGUUUUCUCUGAGCGUCUAAAGAGAUCACCGUUUUGUCAAUGUUUUGAAUAAACCAUGUGUUCCAGAGGCAUAU
Molecule: messenger RNA, 2126 nt
Organism: Stylophora pistillata
Lineage: Eukaryota; Metazoa; Cnidaria; Anthozoa; Scleractinia; Pocilloporidae
Cellular component (GO): nucleus
Molecular function (GO): zinc ion binding; DNA binding
Source: RefSeq, a predicted model, not a curated record